Ambispora leptoticha is the source of this 6561-nucleotide messenger RNA. NCBI's taxonomy places the organism in Eukaryota, Fungi, Glomeromycota, Glomeromycetes, Archaeosporales, Ambisporaceae. The record is from the annotation of a GenBank genome assembly.
AUGGCAGAACAACUUGCACGCGGCAAUCAAUACCAGUACACGGCUAACUCAAACCUUGUAUUGCAAGCAAACAGAUCUGAACUACCCCGUCGUGAUCAUGAACCUUCCGGUGAGCCAGAAUCUCUUUGGGGGAAAAUAAACCCUAAAGAAUUUGGUUCCAGAGCGCAAAGAAGCACCGUCAAAGAUCUAGAGGCAAAAAAAAAGAAAGCCCGUCAGGCAGAAGAAGUUGAGGAGAGAAAAAGGAAAAGAAAGGAAGAGACUGACAUUAAAAAAGCUUAUAGUUAUUCUAAUGUGCUGGCUGCGACAGAAGACGUAGAAAGUUUAUCAUACAGGCCGAGAACAAAAGAAACACGGGAGGCUUAUGAACUAAUACUAGCGUUUGUAUACCAAAAUCUUGGCGAUCAAAGUCAAGAUGUGGUUCGUAGCGCUGCUGAUGAUGUAUUAAAAAUUCUAAAAUCAGACGCAUUAAAAGAUUUUGACAAAAUGAAACAAGUCGAAUCAUCCAUCGGACCAAUAUCUUCAGAUCGUUUUGCACAACUUGUUAAUCUUGGUAAAAAACUAACAGAUUACAGAGCCGAGGAUGAUAUGGAGAUUGACAAGGAAGGAGAACGUGCUGGUGACAUUGACGAUGAAUUAGUAGAUACAGAAGAUGAAGAAGAUGAGGGAGGUGUCGAAGCAGAGACAACUGGCAUUUUAGGAUUAGGACAAAUCGACAAUGAAGGUGAAGAUUUUGGAUCGGAAGAAGAGAAUGAAGGUUUCCGCAAAGUACAAGAACCAGCAACUUCUGUGUCCAAAAAGUUGACUGAAACACAAGCUGAUAAAAAAAUUUCUCCCCACGAUAUUGAUGCAUUUUGGCUUCAACGUCUUAUUUCAAAUUAUUAUUCCGACCCUCAUACUGCUCAAGAAAAAACUUCGAGCACAAUGCAAAUCCUUGCUUCAGAUUUUGAUCCGCGUGAAUGUGAAAAUGCAUUAAUGGGAUUAUACGACUACGACAAAUUUGAUCUUGUCAAAAUAUUAACAGCAAAUCGAGAUGUAAUUGUGUGGGGAACAAAAUUGGCACGAGUUGGAGCUACAAGUUCCGAGCGCCAGCAAAUAGAAAAUGAAAUGCGACAAAAGGGUUUGGUGUGGAUCCUAAAGGAACUUGCUGGUGAACGAGUACGUCGUGGUGAAGGUGCUGCCCGCAGAGGAGUCGUCGAAAACAUAAUGGAAAUUGAUCAGACUCCUUCAGUCACUGCUACACAUGGUGCAGUUCCCUCGGCAACCAUGAGAACACAGUCAUCAACAACCCUUAUACCAAAAGCCGUAGUCGAUCUUGAAUCUAUGUCAUUUACACAAGGUGGACAUUUAAUGUCAAAUAAAAAUUGUACACUUCCUCAAGGCUCGUUCAAGAAACCGAUGAAAGGCUACGAAGAAAUUCAUGUUCCAGCGCCAAAACCAAAAGCGUUCGCAGAUGAUGAAAAACUUAUUCCUAUAAAAAACAUGCCUACUUGGUCACAAGAAGCUUUUCGAGGUGCAGAAGAACUAAAUCGUAUUCAGAGUAAACUUUACCAUGAAGCAUUUGAAACAGAUGAUAAUUUGUUACUUUGCGCUCCGACUGGAUCUGGAAAAACCAACGUGGCUAUGCUUUGUAUACUUAAUGAAAUAUCCAAACACCGUGACCCUGAAUCUGGACUCAUUGAUUUGGACUCGUUCAAAAUUGUAUAUAUUGCACCCAUGAAAGCGUUAGUACAAGAGAUGGUUGGCAAUUUUUCAAAACGCUUGGAAUCUUAUGAAAUCAAAGUUUCCGAAUUGACGGGUGACCGACAGUUAACUAAACAGCAAAUCGCCGAAACUCAAAUUAUUGUCACUACGCCGGAAAAGUGGGAUGUAAUAACGAGAAAAGCCACAGAUCGUAGCUAUACUAAUCUAGUGAGGCUCAUCAUUAUUGAUGAAAUUCACUUGCUACAUGAUGAUCGUGGACCAGUUAUUGAAAGUAUUGUAUCACGUACAAUUCGUCACAUGGAAGAAACCCAGGAAUUGAUAAGAUUAGUAGGGCUUUCUGCUACUUUGCCUAAUUAUGGAGAUGUAGCGACCUUCUUAAGAGUGGAUCCUAAUAAGGGCCUAUUUCAUUUUGAUAACUCUUAUCGGCCAUGUCCAUUGAAACAAGAAUAUAUUGGCGUUACAGAGAAAAAAGCAAUCAAACGAUUUCAAGUAAUGAAUGAAGUCGCAUAUCUAAAGGUUAUGGCACAAGCAGGCGUCAAUCAAGUAUUAAUAUUUGUGCAUUCACGAAAGGAAACUGCCAAAACCGCAAAAACUAUCCGAGACAUGGCUCUAGAAAAGAAUACAAUUGGACAAUUUUUAAAAGAAGGUUCAGUUACUCGUGAAAUUUUGCAAACAGAAGCUUCUACGGCAAAGGAUCCAAAUCUUCAAGAUUUAUUACCUUAUGGCUUCGGUAUCCAUCAUGCUGGAAUGACAAGGGCCGAUCGUACAUUGGUAGAAGAAUUAUUCGCAGAUAAACAUAUUCAAGUCCUUGUAUCUACAGCAACUCUGGCGUGGGGUGUGAAUUUACCUGCACAUACUGUCAUUAUAAAAGGCACGCAAAUUUAUUCACCUGAGAAAGGUCGCUGGGUUGAACUUAGUCCCGAAGAUGUCCUUCAAAUGUUAGGGAGGGCUGGUCGUCCACAAUAUGAUACAUACGGUGAAGGAAUCAUCAUAACCUCUCAUACGGAGCUGCAAUAUUACUUAUCAUUGCUGAAUCAACAAUUACCUAUCGAAAGUCAAUUCGUUAGUAAAUUGGCCGAUAACUUGAAUGCUGAAAUCGUACUGGGCACAGUUCGAAAUCGGGACGAAGCAGUACAAUGGCUGGGCUACACUUAUUUAUAUGUCCGAAUGCUACGCAAUCCUACACUAUACGGUAUCACCCUAGAUUAUCUGGAUGAAGAUCCUUAUCUUGAGCAAAAAAGAGUUGACUUAAUUCAUUCUGCUGCUUCUUUACUUGACAAAUCUAAUUUAAUAAAAUACGACAAGAAAAGUGGCAGAUUCCAAGUCACUGAAUUGGGUCGCAUCGCUUCCCAUUUCUAUAUAACACACACCUCAAUGGCCACUUAUAAUCAACAUCUGAAGCCGAUGAUGGGUCACAUCGAACUAUUCCGGGUAUUCGCAUUAUCUGACGAAUUUAAAUACAUCCCUGUUCGUGAAGAAGAAAAACUUGAACUUUCCAAAUUACUUGAGCGAGUGCCAAUACCUGUUAAAGAAAGUAUUGAAGAACCUACAUCCAAGAUUAAUGUAUUAUUACAGGCAUAUAUCUCUCAACUUAAAUUAGAGGGAUUCGCUCUUGUAGCCGAUAUGGUCUAUGUCACGCAAUCAGCCGGCCGAAUCCUUCGUGCCAUGUUUGAGAUUUGCUUGAAACGUGGUUGGUCACAGUUAUCAAGAAGAGCUUUAGACUUGUGUAAAAUGGUGGAAAAACGAAUGUGGCUUUCAAUGACUCCGUUCCGCCAAUUCAGAAAACUGCAGAUGGAACAUAUCAAGAAAAUUGAAAAGAAGGAAUUCGAAUGGGAGAGAUAUUUCGACUUGGGAAUACCUGAAUUGUCCCAACUGGUGGGACAAAAUCUCGCUAAACUAAUCUACAAAUUAGUUCAUCAAUUUCCAAGAUUAUCAUUGAAAUCAUUUGUCCAACCAAUUACACGGUCUCUGCUAAAGGUCGAAUUGACGAUUACACCUGAUUUUCAAUGGGAUGACAAUAUUCAUGGCACAGGCGAAGCCUUCUGGAUAUUAGUUGAAGAUGUUGAUGGUGAAGUCAUUCUAUAUCAUGACUCCUUCAUAUUAAAGAGAAAAUAUGCCGAAGAAGAUCACGUUAUCACUUUCACAGUUCCACUCUUUGAACCUUUACCACCCAAUUACUUUAUUUCUGUUAUAUCAGACCGCUGGUUGCAUUGUGAGACUAAAUUGCCAGUUUCAUUUAGACAUUUAAUCCUUCCCAAGAAAUAUCCACCACACACAGAGUUAUUGGAUAUGCAACCUUUACCUGUUACUGCCUUACGUAACCCCGAAUUCGAAAGUGUCUACAACACAUGGGUUGAUAAAUUUAAUCCUAUUCAGACGCAAGUAUUUAACGCAUUGUACAAUUCUGAUGAAAAUGUAUUCGUCGGUGCACCUCCGGGCUCUGGCAAAACUGUUUGCGCCGAAUUCGCUUUAUUACGAUUAUGGUCAAAACCCAACCCUGGACGGUGUGUUUACAUCGCCCCGUUCCAAGAAGUUGUUAAUCAGCAAGUUGCGGAGUGGCAACAGAAAUUCGGUAACAUCCAAGGUGGGAAAAAUAUCGUUGCACUCACCGGUGAACUCUCUGCAGACCUAAAACUACUGGAAGGAGGUGAUGUAAUCUUCGCCACUCCAACUCAAUGGGACUUGAUUUCUCGAAGAUGGAAGCAGCGUAAAAAUGUUCAAACGGUUGCAUUAUUAAUCGCCGACGAAAUUCAUUUGAUUGGAAGUGACGUUGGUCCAACUUAUGAAAUUAUCGUGUCUAGAAUGCGCUAUAUCGCUGAGCAAAUUAGUGGCGAGAAAAAAAAAGCUGGACAAACAGCAAAUCAAAUUCGAAUUGUAUGUUUGAGUACAUCAUUAGCCAAUGCUUUAGAUCUUGGUGAAUGGAUUGCAGCCAAACCUGUCAACAUUUUCAAUUUCCAUCCAAGUGUCCGACCCGUACCAUUGGAAAUUCAUAUUCAAAAUUAUAAUAUUCCUCAUUUUGCUUCAUUGAUGAUAGCUAUGGCCAAGCCUGUCUACAUCUCCAUCACGACAUAUUCCUCCGAUAAACCAGCUAUUGUGUUUGUACCUUCACGAAAACAAAGCCGUCUGGCGGCGAUUGAUUUGCUUACAUUCAGUGCUGCUGAUGGUGUUCCCGAUCGCUUUUUACAUGCAAACAUCGAGGAAAUUCAAGAAUAUCUAGACAACAUAAAAGAUAAAGCUUUAUUAGCUACAUUACAACAUGGUGUUGGAUUCUAUCACGAAGCUUUGGAUGAAAGAGAUAAAGAAAUUGUCUUGAAAUUAUUUAAAGCUGGGGCAAUUCAAGUCGUAGUCGCAUCUCGUGAAACAUGUUGGGGUCUGAAUUUGAAUUGCCAUUUAGUUGUCAUUAUGGGCACCCAGUAUUAUGAAGGCAAAGAACAUCGAUACGCAGAUUAUCCUAUAACCGACGUGCUUCAGAUGAUGGGUCGAGCUUGUCGUCCUCGUGAAGAUGAUACCGGCCGAUGCAUUCUAAUGUGCCAAGCGAUCAAAAAAGAAUUCUACAAGAAAUUCUUAUAUGAAGCACUCCCAGUUGAAUCACACUUAGAUCACUUCUUACAUGAUCAUUUUAAUGCAGAAAUCAUGACAAAAACGAUAGAAAACAAACAAGAUGCAGUUGAUUAUCUGACAUGGACUUUCCUAUACCGACGAAUGGUUGAAAAUCCAAAUUACUAUGGUAUGCAGGGCUCCGAUCACAGACACUUGUCCGAUCAUUUAUCCGAAUUGGUGGAAACCACGGUGAAUGAUCUGGCGGCUUCGAAAUGUAUAAGUUUAGAAGAUGAAAUGGAUGUUGCUAGUCUGAAUUUGGGUAUGAUCGCUGCAUAUUACAACGUGAGUUACAUUACCACAGAAAUGUUCAGCAUGAGCUUAAAUCCGAAGACAAAAAUCCGAGGACUUUUAGAAAUUGUUUCCUCUGCUGCUGAAUUCGAAUCUAUUCCAAUUCGCCAUCAUGAAGAUAAAGUACUUAAAGCUAUUUACGAUCGUCUCCCUGUCAAGCUUAAGUCUCCGAAAUUUAAUUCGCCACAUGUAAAGACAAAUAUCCUUUUGCAAGCUCAUUUCUCUAGAACACAAUUGCCCCCAGAUUUGCAAUCCGAUCAAACCAUGAUACUAGGAAAAGUUAUUCCUUUACUUCAAGCUAUUGUUGAUGUAAUCAGUUCCGAAGGAUGGCUCAAACCAGCUUUAGCCGCAAUGGAAUUGGCACAAAUGUGCGUUCAAGCUGUAUGGGAUCGCGAUUCAGAGUUGAAGCAGGUUCCAUACUUUACUGAAGCGGUGAUUGAGAGAUGCAAAAGUCAUGGAAUUGAAAACGUCUUUAAUCUGGGAGAAAAAGAGGAAGAUGAACUACGUGAAAUUCUGCAAUUAAACGAUUACGAAUUCAAUCAGGUUGCCAGAUUUUCGAAUCGGUAUCCCGACAUUGAAGUUGGAAUAAAAGUAUUAGAUGAAGACGAAUUAGUGGCCGGUGGACAAGGCACUGUUAUUAUUCACCUGAAACGUGAUGAAGACAAUGAUAUCGGCACAGUGAUAGCACCAUACUUUCCUCAUAAAAAGGAUGAGGGCUGGUGGAUAGUUGUUUGCGACCCAGAAGAUAAUAAAUUGCUUGGUAUCAAACGUAUCACACUUAAUCGUGAAUUGGAUGUUAAGUUGGAGGUAACGUUUCCGGAAAAAGUUGGUGAGCAAACGCUCACUCUUUAUUACAUGUCAGACUCUUACACGGGUUGUGACCAAGAUAUACAAUUUGAGGUACAAUUGCAUGAGCCUACGGAGGAGGAAAGUUCUGAAGAGGAGGGUGAAACAAAGAUGGAUGUAGAAUAG